AUGAUGAUUACUUUGGGGGCCGAUUCCAACACGAAAAAUACAUCCAACGUUUACAUCUUUUCCUUGGCUCUGGGCGAUCUUUUGGUGAUCCUAACGAGUGUACCACGCACGUCUGUUAUAUUCACAUUCGAUUCAUGGCUGUGGGGACAGACAGUUUGCAAAUUAUCGGAGUGCGUCAAGGAUAUUUCAGUCGGUGUCUCAGUUUUCACUCUGACCGCGUUAUCAGCCGAGAGGUACUACGCGGUCUAAAAUCCUAUUGGCCGCCAUGUGGCCGGAAUGAAUGCAAAACGAUUAGCGAUACUAAUAGCCUGCAUUAUUUGGAUGCUGGCGAUUGUUCUGUCGAUGCCUGCUGCUGUUUUCUCUCACGUGAUGAACGUAGAUAUAAAAAUUAACUUCAGCAUCCACAUCUGUAACCCUUUCCCCGUGGAUUUGGGGGCAAGCUAUAGGAGAGGGGUGGUGUUAUUCAAGUUCCUGGCCUACUACGCGAUACCGUUACUCAUUAUAGCAGGAUACUAUUUACAAAUUGCACGACACCUUGAACUGUCCACCAGGAACAUGCCAUGCGAAUUAUCUGCAAUUCAGCGGCUGGAGCAAAUUCGAUUACGCAGAAAGGUUGGAAAAAUGGUGAUCUCCAUUGUGCUUUUCUUCUUCAUCUGCUUCCUACCAUAUCACACAUUUAUGAUUUGGUUCCACUUUUUUGCAUCAACCAUGGAGGACUACAAUAAAUAUUGGCAUAUUUUCAGGAUCAUUGGUUUAUGUAUGAGCUUCAUCAACAGCUGUAUCAACCCCGUCGUUCUAUAUUUUGCGAGCACAACAUUCCGCGAGAGAUUCAACAGAUAUCUUUGUUGUUCCCUGAAGAGGAGGAGAUCAAGAGUCUGUCGAACAGAAACGAACACUUCGGUCAGGAAUGGUAAUCGAAGAAUGAAAUUUUCACGAAGGAAACGAAUGGUUGGGCGAAAGAAAUUCGACGAAACCAGCUUCAGCUCGACGUUCCGGAGAAACACACAGGAACUAAACGCGACCGCUCCUCGCGAGUUAAAAAGUACCGGAGACACAAGACCGACCUAA
Bombus terrestris (buff-tailed bumblebee) is the source of this 1068-nucleotide messenger RNA. RefSeq names its product neuropeptide CCHamide-1 receptor-like. NCBI's taxonomy places the organism in Eukaryota, Metazoa, Arthropoda, Insecta, Hymenoptera, Apidae. The transcript is spliced from 7 exons. Gene Ontology annotation, cellular component: membrane. Gene Ontology annotation, molecular function: G protein-coupled peptide receptor activity. The record is from RefSeq and is a predicted model, not a curated record. Gene Ontology annotation, biological process: G protein-coupled receptor signaling pathway.